AUAACUCAUUGAAAGAACAUAGUUAAAAAAUAUAUCCAAAUAAAUGCCAUGGUUAUGACCAAAGAUUCUAUAGCUUUGUCCUAUCUUCCACUUUGAGGGUGCCCGUGUACUUAGCACUCGCCAAAACUCCCUCCAUAUCUCGUCAUCCCCUGUCUCCUCAAUAGAAAGCGCUUUGCAGAGCCUUCAGUAACCACCUAAACACCUACAGAAUCCUGCCAUCCAUCGUAGAUCACCCCUCGACUAUGGUUUUUCCGAUUAUGUUGGAAUAACUUUAGGAUCAAUUGCCACUUUUUGUUGGUUUUGCGUAAAUUUUGUGUUUCCAAUUCGUGCAUAUAGAAAGUUAUGGUCCGUUUACAAGGAAAGUGAGGCAAUGGCUAUAUUAUGUUGUUUCGUUUUGUUCCUUUUCCAAUGGUGGUUCCUUCCUUGAACUACACGUUGGGUUUGCCAAGGAAGAAACUAGACUGCAAAUCUAUACUGUGAGCAAUAGAUGAUAGUAGCUUCUCGAAAUAGCUAGUUACUCAUUCCCAAGAUGAUCACAUAUAGGAUGACGACUGAAGUCUCUUCUCAGGCAUGGGAAGAAGCAUCAAAAGCUGUUAAAGAUGAGGAGGAUUUCAAGCAAAAGCUUUGUGAGGACUUGAAUAAUCUGGUUCGUGAAAGUAGUAACAGUCAGCUCGCUAGAUUGGAAGAACUGAAAAGGAAGCUGGAAGCUUUAAAUCCGAGCAGAGAAUCCACAUCCCCUACCUUGGAUCUGAAUCCCGUGGGACCUGCACCGAGCAGUAUGACUCGUGAUGUUUCUUCAGUUCAAGGUACACAAGAAUCAUCAAAUGGAUUAUCUGAAACUACAUUGAAAGAAGGAAAUGCUGCAGCAGAAAAUGGACAAAACCAACAACCUGAAGCAAGAGGGAAGAAGAAAAUUAAUGCCCAAGGAAGAGGCAAGGGAAUUGGCAUAGUGCCUAAAGGUAGAGGUUCAGCACCACCUGGUUGGACGGGGGCUGGGUUUGAUGUGGAUGGGAGAAGUUGAUCACAGUUAAGUUUUGAUAAAAAAGGUACACUUGCUGACCUUAAUUGGUAUAAUGUCUAGUCCAAGCUUUGAAUUAAAGUAUCUUUAAUUCCUUCUGUUAUGCACUGUUUGUAAAAUGAUGAUACACAUUGAAAUCUGAAACAUUCGUUAACAUCUUAUGACUAAUGCUUUGAGUUAUAACA
Messenger RNA from Lycium ferocissimum, 1203 nucleotides. RefSeq lists its product as uncharacterized. NCBI's taxonomy places the organism in Eukaryota, Viridiplantae, Streptophyta, Magnoliopsida, Solanales, Solanaceae. The transcript has 4 exons. The record is from RefSeq and is a predicted model, not a curated record. Bases 530 to 1021 code for a protein of 163 amino acids.